AUGGUCAAGCGAUCGACCCAAUGCACAGACGGUGCCGCGGCUUUCCGCAAGCGUCAGAAGCUCACCCAGAAUACUCCGACAGGCGAGCUUGUCACGUCAAGCGAACAGCUCCAGCAGCUCUUGACCUUUGACCAAGAUAUGCGCAAUGCUCACCACGGACUUCAGUCAUUCAAGCGGCUCCUCGAUGAUAUUAUUUCUUGCGAUGACGACCGGAAACAGAAACUCGCCAUCUUGCAGGGCUACCUGGAGAGCAUCAAGCCGCGAGACACGAGCGAGGAAGCCGUCCACCUCCGCGAUAUCAUGGAGAUGUGGUCAUUCUCUAUUCAGGUGAAUGAUGAAGGCGUCAUGUCAUUUGUUGCUAUUGUUCUCGCCCUCGUGCUUCAGGUGCUGUCCGAGUCUCUGCAUCUGGUGCCAUUCGGACUCGGCAUUUGUCAGACCUUGGUCCAGGAAUCACAACUCAAAUGCAUAUCAAGGAACCUUGGAUCUGAAAAAGGCAAAGGGUUCAUCAUUUCACCCACUCUGCGGCUGCUGCGUGAAGCUGUCAGCUUUGAUGGUGGAGCUUUUGCAAAGAAAAUCGUGCGCGCCAGAAUCCAUACCUUGACAUCGUUGGGACGAAAUAUGGAAAUUGGCCAUGUGAGAGAUGCGCAGGAGGGUAGCCGAAAAGCUUCGGUUAGAACCAAUGCUAUACGAUUUUUCUUGAGCUGCCUCAAAUACUUACACUCCGAAGGCCGACGAGAGCUUCUUUCACAACGAGAUCUAUUGUCACACCUGACAUAUAUGAUGAAGAAUGACCCUCCAGAUCUUGUCAUAGAUAUCAUGGAAUCUUUGAAGGCAAACGUGUUAGCUGACGGAAGAAUCGCUCGCGAGAUCAAGUUCAAAGCAUUCAACACCAAGAUUUUGAUGCGUGUCCUGUCGCUCUACUCAUAUUCCAACCCGACUGCCAACGCCGACGAGAAAGAUCUUGUUUGCGAAAAGGCGCACCAACUUUUAACAUUUGCCUGUACGACUCCCAGUGCUGGCAUACUCUACCCAUACAAAGGACUUUAUCCAAAAGAAGCCGAGGAUGAAUUUUCGGCGCUUUCAAGAGGAAACAAAAAUAAUGAGGCAAAUGGCGACCCUUGGGAAGGCAGGCUUCCAGAGGGGGUUCCUGUUUACAACUUUGCACUCUCUGAAUUCAUUGGCAAGCUUAGACCAUGGUCCAAUCUGAAGCACUGCGAGCUCUUGGUUGCCAUUUUUGGUGCUGCGCCAGAGCUCAUCUCGGACUAUUUCUUCAAUAGUCAGUCAUUCACCUUCGAGCCCAAAUUGACCAUGACAUGGGUCGGAUACGCAGCAUUCUUGCUCAACACUAUGAUGAUCCCGCUCCGUGCAUCAUUUGGCGACCCUUCACGAUACGCGGUUAUGCCCCCUCCGACUUCAGUUCUCCUCGACAAUAUCAUCCCCAGGCCGAUCAAUCAGAAAGUCCUCAUCCGUUGCCUGUCGCAAAAGUCUCACCUGACUUCUUUCUUUGCAACAAGAAUCCUUGUUGCAGCGCUGGAAAAGCUUUCAGCGGCGCUUGGGAUGCUCGAUGGUCGAUCAAGGCGGAGGAACGCAGUGUGGAUGGAGGCCAGCCGGCGACUGGUGGACAUGUUUUGUCAGAAGAUACCGGAUAUGAAAGAACUUGUUCGUUGCUACAAAACCAUACCAGCUGAGAACAUCCUUCACAGGACUCUGACAAGCCGCCUGUUGCGGUUGUACUAUGAAGUUGUCCCUCGAGUUGCGCUGGCCGCUAACUUUGAUGUGUCUACCUUCUUUACCAGUGUCCUGGCAGACCUUGGCCGCGACAGUGUCGAAGCAGAGCCCAGAGAAUUGGGCCUGAUGGAACUAGAAAACUUGGUCUUGAUUGCCAGCUACUCACCUGGCAUGAGAUGGUUUGUAAAACACGAGUCGGUCGGGCAUGGCUAUGCCUCCUCGCCAUUCAAUGCACUCUUACAAUUGUUGUGCAGUGAUGAAGAAGUUGCGCGACUUGGUCAACUGAAAACUAUCCUAGGGGACGUUGCAGUAGAAAGUCAAGUCGUGACGAGGCCUGCAGAUCUCAAAACUUUAUUACAAGCCCUGCGAUGUGCGAGGGAAAAUUUGGGGUCUGCGGGAAUGGAGACGGUGUGGUCUUUCUUGGAUAAUUGUGUCAACCGGUGCGCCAAUUCACCCAUAAAGUAUUUGGACCUCAUGAAGGAUUAUUCUUCAAAGCCAACCGGUUCCGAGUCGGGUGACAGCACAUCUUUACUCAACGUUGCGAUCAUGGACCAAUUGCCGUAUGUUCUCGACGCAGGAGAUGAGAAAGUCGCCCAUCAACUGGCAACUUUUGUAUCAUUCUUUUUCAACGCUACUUGGGCGUCAAGCAGGGAUAGCGUGUCAAUGGAACGUCUGCACAGGCAAGUGGCAAACCUCUUUUCUAGAACAUCAGCCAGCUUUGCCGAUCUUGGAAAUACGAAGCAAGUCAAGGCGCUAGAGAAGCAUGACGGAAUCGUGUGGACGAUGCGGCAACCAAUCCGUGGCGGUGAAGAGGAAGCGGAUGGCGUCACUUUCAGUCAAGCAUCGCUGGAGGAGAUGCUCCACGUCCCUUUGCCGUUUGAUGAGGAUGCCACAGUGCUCGCGAAAUGGGCAUCCAAAAGCGUGGAAGACAUGAUAGAAGACGGAUGGGCAGCAGGUCUGGCGCGGCUCUUGGCUUCUGAGCACAUGCACUUGCGAAAAGAGGCGCUGACCGGCAUUCUCAAAAUGGCGGCACAAAUCAAGGACUCGGCGUACGAGGAGAAGAUGCAGAUCUGGCUGCUCCUGUCGGAAGUGGCAGAGUCAUCGAGGGCGCAAGUUGACAGUGGCCCCGUUCCUUCGGCAUUCACCGCAUUCACGGUUCACGCAUUGGAGGUUCUCAAGAAUCCUCUCCAUCCGCUGUAUCCCAAAGUCAACUCGUACCUUACGCGCAGCCCUGUCUGGGGACUGGAUAAACUUCCCAUGGUGCAUGAUAUCCUCCACGGGACACCAUCGGAAGACGACAAGUACUAUACGGAGCUCUCGUGGCUGCUCGACUACCUGCUGGACGGUCUCAGAAAUCCACUGGAUCUCGGCAUAUUCCACAAGAAGCGCUGGUUCGAGAAGAUAUUCGCUCUGGGGAGCAACCCAUAUCUGCGCUCGGCCUUGCGGACCAGGCUCCUCAAGCUCGUGUACAGGGCGACCUGUAUUGAGACUGGAAGCACGACUCUGGUGACGAGAUUUGGCAUCCUCAGCUGGCUGGACUCACAGAGGGUCUGUUGCGACGUGGACGAGACGGCGGCCGUGUACGCGGCCCUCAUCAAAAGGGUCUGGGAGACGUGCGAUGAAGCUCGCGUUCGCGGCUGGAGCAAAGGUGGCGUCGAUGAAUAUUUGGAAAAGACAUGCAAUGAACAGAGGACGCGCGAGAGAAGAGGAAUUAAAUAA
This is a messenger RNA of Metarhizium album ARSEF 1941, 3447 nucleotides long. RefSeq names its product Ribosome 60S biogenesis. Gene Ontology annotation, cellular component: nucleolus. NCBI's taxonomy places the organism in Eukaryota, Fungi, Ascomycota, Sordariomycetes, Hypocreales, Clavicipitaceae. The record is from RefSeq and is a predicted model, not a curated record. Bases 1 to 3447 code for a protein of 1148 amino acids. The transcript is spliced from 2 exons. Gene Ontology annotation, biological process: maturation of LSU-rRNA from tricistronic rRNA transcript (SSU-rRNA, 5.8S rRNA, LSU-rRNA); maturation of 5.8S rRNA from tricistronic rRNA transcript (SSU-rRNA, 5.8S rRNA, LSU-rRNA).